This is a messenger RNA of Podarcis raffonei (Aeolian wall lizard), 2840 nucleotides long. It is a transcript of the gene MAPKAP1, whose product is annotated as MAPK associated protein 1. Gene Ontology annotation, cellular component: plasma membrane; TORC2 complex; cytoplasm. Lineage: Eukaryota; Metazoa; Chordata; Lepidosauria; Squamata; Lacertidae. Gene Ontology annotation, molecular function: phosphatidylinositol-4,5-bisphosphate binding. Bases 453 to 2261 code for a protein of 602 amino acids. The transcript has 16 exons. Gene Ontology annotation, biological process: TORC2 signaling. The record is from RefSeq and is a predicted model, not a curated record.
GCUUCCGGGUUAGGACGUCUGUUACUGACUCUUGGCGUCAGAGGCGUCUCCUGUGGCCCCGGAAGCGGCUGCUCCGUCUCCUGGCGGAGCCCCCACCCUCCGCGCCCCUCACACCCUCCGCCCUCUUCCUCUGCGGGGGCAGUAGGACGAGGGACUCAGCCCCGAGGGAAGGGAGCGGCGGCGCCCGCCAGGCCCAGAGCUGCUGCCAGUCAGUGUUAGCAGUACUGAGCUAGGUGGACCCAAUGGUCUGACUGCAUUCACCUGUGUUACCACACCUUGAAAAGGAUAUUGCAGGGCUGGAAAACCAAAAUGAUUAAGGAGUUGGAGCAACUCCCCCAGGAGGAACAGGUGCAAGAUUUAGGAAUUUUUUGUUUAGAAAAACAAGUAGAAAGGUUUACAAUUCAGCAUGGAGCAAAGAAGAUAGUAGAAGGCGGAAGACCUUGGGAUGCAGGAUGGCUUUCUUGGACAAUCCAACCAUUAUCCUGGCUCACAUCCGACAGUCACAUGUGACCAGCGAUGACACAGGGAUGUGUGAACUGGUCCUGAUUGACCACGAUGUCGACCUGGAGAAAUUCCAGCCCACUUCGGCCAAUGGGGACAACAGCUCAGAAACGCAGGGCAGCAAUGGCGAGUCUCAGGGUUACGUAUACUCCCAGUCGGUCGACAUUACCUCAAGUUGGGACUUCGGUAUUAGAAGGCGAUCAAAUACAGCUCAGAGACUUGAACGGCUACGGAAAGAGAGGCAAAAUCAGAUAAAAUGCAAGAAUGUGCAGUGGAAGGAAAGGAACACAUCUUAUUCAGCGGAGGAGCUGAGCCUGCUGUUUGAGAAGAAGAACUUCAGGGUGAAGCCUCAGCGUGCUGCUACGAAGCCAUCAAUCCUCUCAGUACGGCUGGAACAGUGCCCCCUACAACUGAACAACCCAUUCAACGAAUACUCAAAGUUUGAUGGCAAGGGCCAUAUUGGCACCACUGCAACCAAAAUCAUUGAUGUCUACCUCCCGCUGCACACAAACCAGGACAAACUGCAGCCCAUGACUGUGGUGACCAUCGCCAAUGCCAAGGUGCAUGACUUGAUUGGGCUCAUCUGCUGGCAGUACACGAGUGAAGGACGGGAACCCAAACUCAAUGAAAAUGUCAGCGCUUACUGCCUCCACAUUGCUGAGGACGAUGGUGAGGUUGACACAGACUUCCCACCCUUGGAUUGCAAUGAGCCCAUCCACAAGUUCGGCUUCAGCACACUGGCACUGGUAGAGAAAUACUCUUCACCCGGCUUGGCAGCCAAGCAGUCCCUCUUCGUCCGGAUAGCUUCUGGGUCGAAAGCUGCACCUGGAUUCCCCAGCGACAGUUUUUUUGCAGCCAGAAAGAGAAAUCUAGCCAGGGUCUCUGUUAAUAGUUUGUUCAAAUCUGCCAAAAGAAAUGCUGCACAUGGAUUCUCACUUAUCCAGGUGGACAGCAUGAAGGUCACCAUGAAGGACAUCUUGCAAAAAGCUUUGAAGCGGAGAAAAGGAUCCCAGCGAGGCUCAGGCCCUCAGUACCGGCUGGAGAAGCAGAACGAGCCCAACGUCCCUGUUGACUUAGACUGUACCUUGGAGAGCCAGAGCACUUUGGAAUUCUGCCUCGUCCGCGAGAAUAGUUCAAGAGGCGAAGAGAUCUCUGAAGAGGACCCACAGAUCGACAUUGCAACCGUCCAGGAUAUGUUAAGCAGCCACCAUUACAAGUCUUUCAAAGUCAGCAUGAUCCACAGGCUUCGGUUCACCACAGACGUUCAGUUAGGCAUUUCGGGAGACAAGGUGGAGGUGGAUCCUGUAACAAAUCAGAAAGCCAGCACUAAGUUCUGGAUUAAGCAGAAGCCCAUCUCCAUCGAUUGUGAGCUCCUCUGCACUUGUGACCUUGCAGAAGAAAAGAGCCCAACCGCAAUGGGUGAUGCUUCCUCACUGCGGUUUCCACCAAGAACGAACGAAAGGAAGAGGGAAGAAAGGAAGGAUGGAGGAGGCACAACAAGCAACGUGUUUUGCAUCACAUCUAGUUUGACCCUGAGCCAUGCAAUAUUUAAACUCGCAUAUCUAAGCAAUCACGACUACAAACAUCUCUACUUUGAGUCUGAUGCUGCUACUGUCAACGAGAUUGUGCUGAAGGUGAACUAUAUCCUGGAAUCCCGUGCCAGUACAACACGAGCAGAUUACUUGGCUCAAAAGCAAAGAAAACUGAGUCGAAGGACCAGCUUCAGCUUCCAAAAGGAAAAGAAAUCAGGGCAGCAGUGAAGUCUAGACUUGUCUGGAGUCCAGCUGCCCUGCUUGGGAAUAAGUUGGAAACGCUCCCUCUGGGACAAGAGGGACUCAUGAAUUCUGGUGGCUAGUGGCCAGCCAGCAUAGGAAUUAUUUUACAGGUAUUAUUUUACAGGUCGACAUGACAUAUUUUACACAGCCGCUUUUGGCAAUGGGCUUUGCCCUUUCAUAGGAAAAGAAAAAAGAGCCAUAUCAGCCCCAAAGAGGACAUAGUUGGGCUUUCAAUGUCUCCCGCUGGGGCCAAUAGAGGCCUCUAUAGGCUUGACUUCCUGUUUGUUUGUUUGUUUGUUUGUUUGUCUGUUUGUCUGUUUGUUUUUGUAGAAAUCUCCAAGGUACAAUUGCAAGGAAAGUGCCAUAGGAUCGCAAAAAAAUAAAGUCCAAAGGUGAAAACCGAAUGGCCCUUGUUUGUAGCCUACACACACACACAGGAGCGCACAGCUCACAGACAAACCCACAAAGACAAACGUAUCGCUGCUGACAUGAUCAAAUUUCCUAAAAACCAACAAACAGGACAAAUGUAUCCAUUUUUGUUACUAAUAAACAAAUUGUACUCUU